Molecule: messenger RNA, 501 nt
Organism: Tetrahymena thermophila SB210
Lineage: Eukaryota; Ciliophora; Oligohymenophorea; Hymenostomatida; Tetrahymenidae
Exons: 2
Source: RefSeq, a predicted model, not a curated record
AUGAUUUCUUAGUGUAAAUCGUCAUUUAAAUCCACUUAAUUUUUUAAGUUUUUUUUUCUUUUUUUUCUUAAUAAGUUCUUCAAAUAUCAAAGAGAAAAAUUGAGAAAUUUGACAAAAACACUUUUAUUUAAUCUGUUUGAUUUGUAGAUUAUCAAAUAGAAAUGUAAGAAAUUUUAGAGUAUUUCAAUCAUAUCUUCUAGAUGCUAUAACUUAAAAAACCUCAAUAAAUUCAAAGGUUACAUUUUUAAAUUUGAUAUGAAUGGGAAGGGAGAAAGCCAAAAAUAAAAAAUAAAAAAGUAAGGAAGAAGUAGCAAUUUUUAGUUAUUCAAAUUAAAGUUGAUGCGAACAUACUUACAGAAAAUAUAAAUAUGGAAAAUAAAUAGGAAGGUUUACAUUAAAUAAAGUAUUUUAAAGCUAAGCUCAAUUGAUGUGACGAAACAUAAUAAGAAGGACAGAAUGUUAUACAAAAUAAAUUAUAUUUUUUAAAUUUGUUAUAUAUGA